Molecule: messenger RNA, 6339 nt
Organism: Misgurnus anguillicaudatus (oriental weatherfish)
Lineage: Eukaryota; Metazoa; Chordata; Actinopteri; Cypriniformes; Cobitidae
Source: RefSeq, a predicted model, not a curated record
CACUCGGCAAUAAUUUGGACAAACCCAAGGCAGAUUCUACUGCAAAAGAAGAACCAGAAGCACCAGAGGAAAACUCCAGCAAUGACUAUUCACUCAAUAAUAAUUUGGACAAACCCAAGGCAGAUGCUACUGCAGAAGAAGAACCAGAAGCACCAGAGGAAAACUCCACCACUCACUGCAAAGAAGACAUAUCCACCUUUUCCACAACCUCAGUAUUGAUGCCACUGGAUUCACUCAACACAGCAUCAUCAGCAGAUUCACUCAGUGAAAUUCUGGACAAACACAAGGCAGAUGCUACUGCAGUAGUAGAACCAAAAGCACCAGAGGAAAACCCCAGCACUGACUAUUCAUUCAGCAAUAAUUUGGACAAACCCAAGGCAGAUGCUACUGCAGGAGGAGAACCAGAAGCACCAGAGGAAAACUCCACCACUGACUAUGAAGAAGACACAUCCACCUUAGCCAAAGCCUCAGCACUGGUGCCACUGGAUUCAAGCCAGACUGCACAAUCAGCAGGGAUCAUGCAGAAACUCCUGGAAGCCUUGGGCUUGGAGGAGUACUAUAAUGAGAAGCUCACUCUCAGCACAGUUCUGCAGAUUGGCAAGGACAGUGUCUCAGAUGUGCCUGCCCAGUCCCUGUCUGAUCUGCCAUGGCUGUUCCUGAAGAGACUGAUGAUACUAAAAAGGACUGCGAGGAGUGUGAAGUGUUCCUCAUCAGAUAGGGCAGAUGAUUCAGAAUGGGAUGAUGAGGAGUCUAAUGAAUCUGACAGGCAUCUGUCAGUGAAUCCUUUAGACAUUCUGACUGCCUUGUUUCUUUGUUCUGACAGUUUUCUUCAGCAGGAAAUGACCUUGAAAAUGUCCAUGUGUCAGUUUUCUGUACCACUGUUGCUUCCUAACAGUGAUAAGAAUCAGAUCACACUUAUGCUUUGGGCAAUGAGAGAUAUUGUGAAGAAGUACAGACCGCACUCCUUGCAAGAUUCAAGUGGAUUUGUGCAAAAAAGGAUUGCUCUGUCAGAAUUACCUUUAGUGUCUUUUGUUAGACUUGGAAGAUGCAACAUUUCCAAAUCAGAAAUUCUGAAUAAGUUGCUCAGCAAUCCACAACAGUACACAGACACAUUUGUUCACUUUAACAUGGAUUGUGGUAAUAUCGAAAGAAAAAUAUCAAAUGGAUUGGUUGAGAUCAGCUGGUAUCUUCCUUGUGGUAACAAAAACAUUGACAUAUUUCCUGAGCCUGUCGCCAUUGCAAAUCUGAGAGGUGACAUACAAGACUUUAAAACACAAUACUCCUUUCUUUGCCAGGCUUCCACUGCAGUGUUUGUUUUCUUUGACAACAAACAUUUAAAUAUAGAGAAUAUUUCAGUCACCAGGCACAAAUCUGCACAUGAGUUGUUUUAUGUGGGAGAAUCCAACAAUGAGACCAUAAAAGCUACAGUCAAGAAGCUCAAUCUGAAGAAAAGCAAUUUCAUCUUUAAAGCCAAACAGAAUGAUACAGACUUUGUUGAAAAAAUUCGCACCAAGUUGCAAGAAGCUGUUGAGAAGAACAACCACAAAAUGUCAGUUUUUCGUUUAGUUGAGGUUGCACGAAUAUUGGGGAUCUUGGUGGAUGAGGAUGCUGAAGAAUGUCAAAGUGCUAAAGCAAGUGCAGAUGAAAUCGCAUCAAAAAUUAAAGAUAUAGUGCAGUUCAAGAAAAAUGAGCUGCCCUUACAGGGAGAUAUCUUGUUUCAACUGGCUAAGUUAGAGAAAGAGCAAUGCAGAUUAAAGAAAGCAGGAGAUCAGAGUAUUGAGAACUACAAAAAUGACCUUCAGAUGAAAAUGAAACAACUCAGAGAAAAGCAAUACAGAACUGAUAUGUCUGCUACUAUGUUCUGCUUUAUCAGUGCAAUAUCAAGCCCAAACAAAUUCUUCUUCUUAAAAUGGUUGAGGAUCUUGUUGGAGAAUCUCUCUCAUGAAGUCCUCCCUUCUCUCAGAGAACAGUACAAACAGAAAUGUCAAGAUGUUGUUGGCAACAAGGAGGCUAUCGCUGAACUUGACAAAAGGAUAUCAAACAGUUCUUUAGGAGUUGAACAUUUCAUUCGUGAGAUGAGCCAACUUUAUGAGGCCGUAGUCUCGCUCUCAGAGGAUUCACUUUACCAAAAACAACUGGAACACUUACCCAGACUCUGUGCAGAACUACUGUUGGAAGGAUUUCCUCUUGAACUUGUAGAUGGAGAUGCUUCAAAUGUCCCUGUUAAAUGGCUGACAAGUGUGCUGACUGAAUUAAACACAUUAGUGAAGCCGAAAAAUAAAAUUGGGGUUGUCACUGUUUUGGGAGUCCAGAGUUCAGGAAAGUCGACCCUGCUGAACACCAUGUUUGGAGUUCAGUUUGCUGUAAGCAGUGGCAGAUGUACCAGAGGCGCCUUUAUGCAACUUAUUAAAGUAACAGAUGAUUUCAAAGCAGAACUGAACAGUUGUGACUAUUUACUGAUAAUUGAUACUGAGGGGCUGAAAUCUGCUGAGCUUGCACAGCUAGACAACAGCUAUGAACAUGACAAUGAGUUGGCAACUCUUGUUGUUGGACUGAGUGAUAUCACAAUUGUCAACAUCACCAUGGAGAACUCCACUGAGAUGAAAGACAUCUUACAGAUUGUCGUUCAUGCUUUCCUCAGGAUGAAAGAAAUCGGUAAAAAGCACAGAUGUUUGUUUGUACACCAGAAUGUUGCAGAUGUCUCAGCCCAUGACUCAAAUAUCAGAGAUCGUAAAUUUCUGAUGGAUCAACUAAAUGAAAUGACACAAGCUGCUGCCAAAAUGGAGAACAAGUUAAAUUUCAAGAAAUUUACAGAUGUAAUGGAGUAUAACACUGAGACUGAUGACCACUAUAUCCCAGGACUGUGGCAUGGAAACCCCCCAAUGGCACCAGUAAAUACCGGCUAUAGUGAGUCUGUUUUUGCUCUCAAAAAACAAAUAAUGAAGAUCUUUGAAUGUCACAGGCAUGGCAACAUUGAUGAAUUUCUUAAAUGGACCAAAAGUUUGUGGACUGCUGUGAAAUAUGAAAAAUUCAUCUUUAGCUUUAGAAAUAGCCUGGUGGCUGAUGCCUACAUGAAACUGUGCACAGAGUACAACAGAUGGGAGUGGACAUUGAGAAAAAAAAUGCACACAUGGGCAUUAGAAGCUGAAACAAAAAUCCUGAACCAUGGAAAAUUUGACAUCUCUGAGCUCACAGUUGACGACUUAAAGUGUCAUUUGCAACUAGAAGCAGACACUGAGCUUUCAGAAGGAGAAAAGGAAAUUAUUGGCAAGAUCACAUCAUACUAUGACCAAGGAGAGGGUCAUGUUGAACUUGUGGAGAGUUUUCGUCAAGAUUUUAUAAGCUCUGCCGAAUCUCUAAAGAAAGAACUUUCAAAUUCAAUCACAAGCAAACUGAACACAGCUCUUUCACGUCGAAAUGGAAUGAUGAAGGUGGAGGGAAUUAAAAAGACAUACAUGGAUACAAUGGAGGAAAGAGUGCUGGAUUUGCUUAAAGAUUGCCGUGAAACCAAGUCACACAUGUCAGAUGCUGAACUGCAUGAAGCAUUUGAAAAAAUGUGGCAGGAGACGACCAAGACACUGCCACUGUCAGGUCAAAAAUCACAAAAUAUCACGACAAGAGUUUUACAUCAACUGAGAAAAAAUCUUGAACCUAGAGGAAGUUCAAUGGCUCAAAACUUAGACAAAGCAAAACCUUUAAAUACAUAUGGAAAUGAAACCUUUGUUGUCUCCAACCGUUACAGUAACAGUUUCAUAAAUAUUUUUACCAACUUCCUCAGUCUAAAUACAUGGAAAAUGGAUGCUCAACAGAUGACAGACACCCUUAUCAGAGAUUGUGAGCUAUUUGUUGAAGAGAAGAAGAGAAGUAAGGAUGAUUAUGAUGACACAUACAUCGGGGAACUUCUUAACAGGAUUGAUGACAAACUUAAGGCUCAUGAAGAUCUUAAGUUAAAUGAAGAAUUUGAACUGAACCUUAAACUUCACAUAUGUGGCAUUGCAAGCAGAGCAUUUCAAGAGAUUCACAAUCAAUUCAUCCUGGACAACUGCCCUCAUAAAGCCUUGGAAAAGCACAAAGAAAGAUACUGUACUGACUUCAUAGACCUUUUUCAUGAGCGAGAUCAGUGUCAGAAGAAAGGUGAGGAAUUCACAACAAACUGCCUAAAACCUGCCUUAGAAAAAUACAUUUCUGAGGUCUUGGGCACAGAAAUGGCAGACGCAAUGUUGCAUGGUGAAAAUUCAAAAGUUUUUGGAUCACGGACAACAUUUCAGAAUUCACUUUUGAAAGAACUUCUUGGUGAAUUACAGUUUAAAACAUAUUUGCGUUGUAUUUUGUCUUAUGAAGAAUUUGUUAAAAACUUUAUUCUUAUGAAGAUCAUAAAACACUUCUCAGCAGAAAACAGAAUGUUCAAAUUAGAGGAAGAUCUCUUGGAUGAAGUCACCAGUGAAAUAACUCAGGCCAUUGAAGACACAGAGGAACAUCCAGAGAAAUAUCAAGACAUGAAGGGAUUCAUCCAGAAUAUUUGUGAGAAACUUAAUCGUAGGUUUGUUUUUCCCAAAGAUGAAGUGGACAGGAUCAGUUCGUUGACCAACAUAAAUACAAAAAAAUUUGCUGAAUGUCUUAAAUGCUCUGUGAAGGACAUGAAUGUGUCAAUGAAAGAAAGUUUCCAGGGAGACAUUCAAAGGAAGGUGAAGUUUCUACUAACCAAACCGCAGGAUGUGCUGUUCAAGCGAGUACACGGCUGUGGGAAACAGUGUCCAUUCUGUAAAGCACCAUGUGAGGCUGGAGGAGAGGCCCACACCAAACAUUUUGUCUCAAUACACAGACCAGACGGUCUCGGCCGGUGCCAAUAUGAAAAUUCCAAAAAAUUAAAGACUGACAUCUGCACAUCACUGGUGCAUAGCGACAAGCGUUUUAGGUGUAUACACACCAAUGAUCAGUGGCGUCCAUAUAAGAAGUAUGAUGAGAUCUACCCUGACUGGCAAAUUGAUCCUGACCCCAGCAUAGAUGCCUCAGCCUACUGGAAAUACGUGAUGUCACACUUCAAUAUACAGUUUGCUGAGAAGUACAAUGCACAGCCUGCAGAUAUACCACCAACCUGGGAAAAGAUUACUAAGUCCCAGGCAGAAGAAAGUUUAAAGUAAACCUUAAAUAACUACUGGUUCUUUGGUCAUUGUUUAAAAUAGUUGAGUACAUCAUAGUCAACAUAGUAAGAAAACCGUUUAGCUUGACCUAUUAAUAUCUAAAUAGUCCUAAAAUAGUCAUCAACCAUUAAACAGAAAUAAAAAACACAAUCUCUCUUGGUUUUAGUAUUGCAUGUAGUUAUUCAUUCAUUGUAAAAUAAAAGUGAUAUCACAUACUAUUGUAUUUAGUGGCGGUCGGUGACUUCUUUUGUCAAGGGCGCACGAUGCGAAGUUCGUCACAACAUGUAUGUAGCCCGUAAUGUGUGUGGUUUAUAAUUUCAAAAUAUGUGUUCGGCGCAUCGAGUGAACCUAUGUGCUACACGUGUCUUGUCAAAAUAAGUGCCUGCUGCAGACGCGUCUAAAGGGUUUAUGAUAAAAGAGCUGUCUCAUUUGCGAGAUACUCGCAUAAUCACAUGUGUAAUAAGAGCUUACAGUUAAGGGAAUGUCUUGCGUGUAUUUUGUGAACGUGAGCGUCUCUUUUAUCAUAAAUGGUUUUGGCGCGUGUGCAGCAUGCACUUAUUUUGACAAAACAAGUGAUGCACAUGGUUCACAUGACGCAACAAACUUUGCGCCCCUCGGAAGAGCACUCACGAGCCACCACUGCCUAUAUUAGUACCUCAGGUCACAUACUCUUAUAUUAGUACCUAAGGUUUACUUAUGACCACUUAUAACUCUUAAUACUGUAUACCCUUAUUGUGUCUGUUACUGUCACUUAAUUGUAUGUAAUGCCCUGUUCGUGUGUUCCACCUAUGGUCACCGAAGUCACAUAAAAUCUCACUGCCCACGUACGUCUAUGACUGUAUAUGUCUUGUUAUUGUCACUGGUUGUCUAAGCCUCAUCUUAAGCAUUUCAAUGCCCAAUUUUCCCCAGUGUUAACUAUGCAAAUGAUAAAUAAAUGCUUCCUGACUAUUGACUUGACAUGAAAUUAAGAACUCUGGAAACACAAUGAUUAAUAUAUGCAUGUUAUCUUGUAUGCAUUUAAAAUGUAAACUUCUUACUAAAAUAAAGUUGCAUGUUGCAUAUGACAGAAUUCUUUAUUCUGUGUAAGAUUUCUUUCUUUCUUCUUGUUCUUCUUCGUUUAUUUCUUUACGCCAUUCCAGCAUCUACAGCUAUAUUAAUGGCAAGAACCAGUUAAUCCAUACACAAGUUUUAUUCAGAU